Molecule: messenger RNA, 726 nt
Organism: Budorcas taxicolor (takin)
Lineage: Eukaryota; Metazoa; Chordata; Mammalia; Artiodactyla; Bovidae
Gene: GVQW3
Product: GVQW motif containing 3
Exons: 2
Coding region: 1-726 (241 amino acids)
Source: RefSeq, a predicted model, not a curated record
AUGAGUGACCGGUACCUAGAACAAAGGAUUAGUAUCAAAUUUUGCGUGAAACUGAACAAGUCUGCAAGUGAGACUCACCAUCUUUUAAAAGAAGCUUACGGGGAUGAAGUCAUGUCAAGGGCCAGAGUUUUCGACUGGCACAAAAGGUUUAAAAAAGGACGCGAAGACAUUCGAGAUGAUGCCAGAAGUGGUCGUCCUGUCACCCACCGGACGGAUGAAAAUAUUAAGAAAGUCAAGGACUUGGUCUGUUCGAAUAGGCAGUUAACCGUGAGGAUGAUGGCCGAAGAGUUAAAUUUAGAUAAAGAAACUGUUAGGCUCAUUCUGAAAGAAAACUUGAAUAUGAGGAAAGUAUCUGCAAAAGUUAUAUCGGGUAUUUUGAAGGAUGAACCGAAACCUCGGAAACUUGGCUUUUGCUCUGAUCUUUCAAAGGAAACUAGGAAAAACAGCUCAUGUGUGAGGAAAAAGAUAGUUAUUUGUGUUUUCUGGGUCUGCACGGUCGAUAAAUUUUCAACGAGCAGUGAUUCUGUUCCUCAUCUUUCAUUGCUUUAUGGGACUUCAGGGAAUGAAAACAUAACAUCCUGCUUUCCCAUAAGUUCUCUGGCCGGUACCCUGGCACCAAUUAAAGACAUGUCCAUGCAAUUAAUCAAAACCAAUUUGGAAGCACUCUGGCACUGCUCCUCUGAUGUGCUGUCUGCUCCACAUACAGUAGUUCCUCAGCCGCAGUGA